Myripristis murdjan (pinecone soldierfish) is the source of this 3775-nucleotide messenger RNA. It is a transcript of the gene galnt3, whose product is annotated as UDP-N-acetyl-alpha-D-galactosamine:polypeptide N-acetylgalactosaminyltransferase 3 (GalNAc-T3). Gene Ontology annotation, molecular function: polypeptide N-acetylgalactosaminyltransferase activity. Gene Ontology annotation, biological process: protein O-linked glycosylation. NCBI's taxonomy places the organism in Eukaryota, Metazoa, Chordata, Actinopteri, Holocentriformes, Holocentridae. Bases 447 to 2321 code for a protein of 624 amino acids. The record is from RefSeq and is a predicted model, not a curated record. Gene Ontology annotation, cellular component: Golgi apparatus. The transcript has 12 exons.
GCAGGCUCCCACCGGAUGGCUUCAGCGUCCACGUCCUUACACUCACAAGCAUCUCAUCUCUAUUAGGACCAUCUGCUAUGAGCAACUUGGAAAACCUGAGGAUGGGAUAAACUUCACCAGAUAUGGAUUUUGACACGCUUGGAUCCUUUCUGCGCAAGCGCACCAGCAGGUCUCCUCCCUCUACCUGAAGGAGCGCACCUGGAUGAUCCAACGAGACGGAAGUUCUGAAAAGCUCGCGCACAGAGACACGGGCUGGAAGUGCUGACUGGAUUUUUUUUCUUCUCCGAGGAGAAGUUAGUCUGGAAUUCACGAAACAAUCAGAAAGUGGCUCAAGUCAAAGCGCGAUGCCAUUCUUUGGACAGAAACAAUUUACAGAACUCUUCCAACAAUCUCCAGUCUAAUGGUGAAAUUCAAUCCUGAAGCAACCCUCACUCCAUUCAAAAAGCAUGACAACUCUUCGAAGAGUCCUCCGAAGGCGAUUGCACCCACUUAAGCUGGCAAUUGUGGCCCUUGUUUUUGUCACAUUUGUGUUCUUCAUACAAUGGGAGGUUGGAAGCCAAAGCCCACAGGAGGAGCCAUGGUUGAAGGAGAUGGCAGUAAAACGGGAUGCCGUGCUGGGCAUGGUGAUGGGAGCGGUCAAUAACUUCAGGGAUGCAAUGCCAAAGAUGCAGAUCAGAGCCCCUGUCCGCCAGCAGGACAAUGCAGACGGCAUGUCCUGUCUGCCAGGCCACUAUACUGCGGCUGAGCUCAGGCCAGCUCUGGAGCGCCCACCGCAGAACCCUCUUGCUCCUGGGGCUUCUGGGAAGCCCUUUCACACAGACUCUCUGAGCCCUGCUGAGCAGAAAGAGAAGGAGAGGGGGGAGGAGAAACACUGCUUUAACCUGUACGCCAGUGACCGAAUCUCCUUAAGUAGAGACCUGGGUCCGGAUACAAGACCACCAGAAUGUAUUGAGCAAACCUUCAAACGAUGCCCCCCUUUGCCGACCACCAGUGUCAUAAUUGUGUUCCACAAUGAAGCAUGGAGCACUCUGCUAAGGACAGUAUACAGUGUCCUCCACACCUCCCCUGCCAUUCUCCUCAAAGAGAUCAUCCUAGUGGACGACGCCAGUGUGGACGAUGUGUUGAAGGAUGAGCUGGAUGAGUAUUUGAAACGUCUCCACAUUGUGCGGGUUGUCCGCCAGCGAGAAAGGAAAGGACUCAUCACUGCGCGGCUGCUGGGUGCCUCUGUGGCCACCGGUGACACACUCACCUUUCUGGAUGCCCACUGUGAAUGCUUUAAUGGUUGGCUUGAGCCUCUGUUGACCAGGAUAGCAGAGAACUCCACUGCAGUAGUCAGCCCUGACAUCACCACUAUUGAUCUCAACACCUUUGAGUUCAUGAAACCGUCUCCAUAUGGCCAGAACCACAACCGGGGCAACUUUGACUGGGGCCUGUCCUUCGGCUGGGAAAGUCUACCGGAUCAUGAGAAACGAAGGAGGAAGGAUGAAACAUACCCUAUAAAGACACCAACAUUUGCGGGAGGGCUCUUCUCAAUCUCAAAGGAAUAUUUCUAUCACAUUGGAAGCUAUGAUGAGGAAAUGGAAAUCUGGGGUGGAGAGAAUAUUGAAAUGUCUUUCAGGGUGUGGCAGUGUGGAGGCCAGCUGGAGAUCAUCCCCUGCUCCAUUGUUGGCCACGUUUUCCGGACCAAGAGCCCACACACCUUCCCCAAGGGCACGCAGGUGAUUGCCCGGAACCAGGUACGCCUGGCCGAGGUCUGGAUGGAUGACUACAAGGAGAUCUUCUACCGUCGUAACCAACAAGCUGCGCAAAUGGCAAAAGAUAGGACCUUUGGAGACGUCUCGAGACGUGUGGACCUCCGGGAGCGGCUGCAGUGCAAGAGCUUCUCCUGGUAUUUGAAGAACGUCUAUCCAGAGGUUUUCAUGCCUGAUCUCAACCCGCUCCACUUUGGCUCGAUUAAAAAUAUUGGUAAAGACUCAUGUCUGGAUGCUGGAGAGAACAAUGAGGGUGGGAAACAGCUGAUUAUGUACCCAUGUCAUGGCCUAGGAGGAAACCAGUAUUUUGAGUACUCCACACAUCAUGAGAUUCGACACAACAUUCAGAAGGAGCUGUGCUUGCAUGGCGCAGAGGGGACUGUGAAGCUGGAGGACUGUCAGUAUAAAGGCAAGAAUACCUUUGUGGGAGCAGAGCAAAAAUGGGAGUUAAAAGAUAACCAGUUAUUUUACAUCCCAGGGUGGAGCAUGUGUCUCAGUGCCCGUCACGAUCAUCCCUCUCUGGUCCCGUGCAACCCAUCAGACAGAUACCAGCUUUGGUUCUUCAUGUGAAUAUACCAGGACCAUGUGCACAAAGAUAUUAACACACUAUUUUUUAGAUUUAUCGACGCAUUGAAUUUUAAUUUAUUUUUAUACACAGAAGAAGUGAACUGCUGCUGGAAAGUUUGGACUUUUGGAGAAAAUAUUGUGUGCCACUGCUGGAAGGAAGCAUUCAAACUGAUUUUUUAAAAGACUUUUUACAUUUGCUAUCUAAGUUUUUUAUUUGGGUUGAGAACAAGUCCAUUGGAUACUUUCAUGCAAGGUGACUGAAUCCGGCUUCACAGAACAAUGAAGAUGCACUCUUGACAAGUGCCUCUUUUGUGUUUGAGAUAUUGUGACUAUUUUUAGUCCAUACAACCAACAGAUGCAGUAUUUGGUGUAUAUUAUAUGUUUCUUUUUUAUAAUACUGAAUAAUAUGGCAAGAGUUGUGUAGAAAUCUAAAACAAAACAUUGCCACAAAAAUUCUUGCAAAUCAUAAAAUUGCUAUACAUUAGACCCAUGAGGUGCAAGUUGGACACAAAAAAAUCCCAAACAUUGUGCACCAAAGACACUGAAAUCAAAAACUUGAAAGAAAUGAGUGUGAUGUACAUUUCCUUGUGCAGAAUUACCUUUUUUAUAUUAUGCAUAACUGGUUUGUUAUUUGCAAUGGUCUUCUGUUUUUACCAUCCAGUGCCUUGGACAUAAUCAUAAUUACCACUAGGGGGGAGUGUUCCUCUGUGUUACAGUUCUCCAGUGUUUUUUUUUUUUUUUUCUCUCUGUUGGAAACCUGUCAACCUUUUGCCAUACAGAGGCUUUAAUAACGCAUCUCUAAAGAUAUUAAGAAUGAAGGCUAUAUCAUCUUGUGAAUAACAGUUGAUAUGAUAAUUUCUUGUUAGACUGAAAGUGAGCAGGCUGCAAUGCUGCCUCAGAUGAGCGAAAUUAUUUGUAAUGAAUCAGAACGCUAAGCUGGUGUUCAGUGCAGAUCUUAAUGACAAUAGAGAGAAACUUUAGUGCAAAACCAAGACAAGACAUUAUUGAAAUUUAAAAUAAGUUUUGGAUUGCUUUAAUUGCUUGACUAAAAAUAUUUAACAAAGUUGUAAGUUACUUGUAAGAUGAAUCACUCUUUUAACCCAUAAAAUGUAACAACUUUUGGCUCUAUAGUUACAAGUCGUGUGAUUGGUGGCUAUCAAAUGGAUUUUGCUUUCUCUGUAACAUCUGUUACAUGAUUAAGGGUUGGUAUUUGUUGAUCAAAUUGUUCCUUGAUUUACAGUGAAGUGCCUGAAAAGCUCCUUUAACACAUAGGAGUAAAUGAUUUCUGGUGCAGGCACUAGUGUUUAAAUGGCUAGAGUGUUGUAAAUUGCUUCACAUCUGUGGCUGGGUGAGAAACAAAUCUGAUGUGUGUGAAUAAUUGUCUACUGCUUUUCACUCUCUGAGAGUACCUUGAUAUUAAGCCUAUCUUUGAGGUGAUUAAAUUUAAUUUGUUAGUG